AUAUUUUUAACAAGCAUUCGGCUACAUGCCGUCAGGUAAAUAAACAUAUUGUAACGUGUGGCGUGGUAAAAAUGUCCUCAGCUUUUCAACAGGCGAACGGUUUUAAACUAGCCCUGGGACUGUCGAAGUUGUUCGAACGAGAGUUUAAUCAACCGGACCUGCAUGACAGAGUUCUGGUGUUUGAUGUUGUCGCUUCCAAGAAGCACGAACUAAGCACAUCGAAUGUGAUAGGGAAUAAAAGUAGUGAAAACGAUGUAGUUUUCCAGAACAGUGCGGGUGAGGAUCAACGCGAACCUGGAAAUCAGAGCGGGAAAGUCGACAAUACUAGCGAUGAAAAUGAAACUGGAGUCCACGGCUGCAAAAUACUCCCAAUGUAUGCAAACGGUCAAAUCACGCAACAACAUAAAUUCUAUGUUCAUAGUUCAUGGUUAGCCGUGCAGAGUUCUUACUUUCGGUCCUUGUUUUUCUCUGAAAGAAAUACGCCUCGACGCAAAGAAGUUCAUGUGAAAAUUCCUAGAAUUUGUAUUGAAGAAGUGCGAAUACCGGUUUGCAAGCUGCGCUGUAGUGUCACGUGCAACUUGUAUCUUCUGGGCAGUGAUGAACUCGUCGCAGCCAGCGAGAACACGAUUUUUCAUGCAUUAAUGCACUGGAUUGAGAAACGCGGGAUUGAGAAUCUCUCAGAAAGUCGCGAGCUUCCACCACUAUUGUCUGUUGUCAGAUUUGAAUUGAUGACUUUUAAUUAUCUGUACGAUGUUGUUCAGCACCAUCCUAUCGCAAAGAUGCUACCAGAUUUCCAUGAUCAUUACCUAAGAGGAAUCAGUUAUCAUGCUCUAUCAGGAACAACACGACAACGGUCGUUACCUCAACCAGCGACAAGGAAAUUAAAUAAUAAAUUGCCCUGUGUUGCCUACACAUGGGAUAUACCGGGAGAUCAGUUGGAUAUGUUGGUGGGAAGCGAUAAAUCCUACAGGUCAGAUGAGUUUUGGUUUUGUGGCUAUAAAAUGGUUUUGGUCAUUGAAGAUGUUUUUCAGGUUGAAAACCAUGCGCUGUUCCGUGCUAAACUUUCUUUGGAAGUUCUUAAUUUGACUGACCGAAGUGAAGUAACGAUUAAAUGGAAGCCAACAAAAUCAGAUGUUAAAGAACGCAAAUAUCGUGGGCUGAGAGCAACCGUAAUAUACUAA
Molecule: messenger RNA, 1181 nt
Organism: Dendronephthya gigantea
Lineage: Eukaryota; Metazoa; Cnidaria; Anthozoa; Malacalcyonacea; Nephtheidae
Exons: 5
Coding region: 72-1181 (369 amino acids)
Source: RefSeq, a predicted model, not a curated record